CAAAAGCUUGCGAUUUGAAACUUGAAAGGCGAGCUUGCAACAUUUGAAUUUCUCCUGUGUGAGGUGGCGCGCGUUUCUCUUUCCCUUUCUCCUCCUCCAACUUUCUCAAACGUAAUCCAUUUUCUGGUCGGAAAGAACUUUGGGGCCUUGAUGGAGCAGAUUAUGUAGCAAUGGCUCACUUAUUGGAGCUGUUUUCAACCCUCCCUUCGCAGGGUUGAUUGUGCCGAAAAACAGCUGAAGAUUGAUGCAUUGCAUAGCUGAACGUCCAUCGCAGCCGACCAUUGAGCACUGCAUUAGAUGCCAACAUACUUCCACCCAUAGAAGGAGAGGAGGUUGGGCAUAAAAGUUGGAGCGGAUGCAUUCAAUCUUGUAGCCUUCCCACAAAAAGGAAAAGAUCGAUUCGAGUGCACUGCCUGCUUUGGUCCAUCUAAGCCAUGGCGGGCGCAGUGGUUGCUGGCCUCAGCGUUGGGACACCAGUGUUGACGAAUUGGCCAAGAAAAGUACCUUUUCGAGAAGACCAGCUCGCACUUGGUGCAUUCAUUCCUCAAGGAAGACGAGGACUACCGCAGAACAAGGUAGGUCAGUCAAGGCGCGGUUCCCAGGUCUGCCACUGGGGUGGCUGGCUUUCCAGUGGUACUACACGAGGUUUGGACCCGGCUUCUGGUCUAUGCUGCCACUGUCAAAACGCUGGUGCUCUGCGCUUCAAUUGGCAGAACAGAGGACGUGGCCAAAGACACCCACGGACCGUCACGGCGUCAGCCGGCGAUGAGGUCAACAAUGGCGCAGGGAGUGGUGGGGAGGAGCCGGAGUCGCAGGAGGCGCAGGCCUGGCUGCAGGAUCCGUCCCUCAUGCGCCGCCUGUAUCGUGCCGAGUCCCCCGAUGCAGUGCUCGAGAUCCUGGAGAACCACUUUGGCCAGCAGCGGGGGGGCGUGGUGGGGAGCGAGGAAGGGGCGGCGCUCAUCUUGGCCGCACUCGAGGCGGGCAAUGCCGACCUGGCGUUUGGCAUGCUGGAAGCGAUGCGGGCGGCGGGGCUGAAAGCGCGGAUGGGAAAAGGGGGGCAUGAGUGGCGGUGGCGGUGGAGCCCCCCCGAUGUGAAAGUGUACGCGGCGUUGGUGCGGGGGUUGGCCGCCAGCCUGCGGGUGGGGGAGGCGAUUGAUGUGGUAGGGCAAGUGCGGCGGCGGGGCUUGCCCAAAGGGGAGGAGGUGUCGUUUGGGAAGGUUGUGGGCUGCCCCAGUUGUCGCAACGCCUCGCUUGCAGUGGUGCAACCACAGCAUGGAGUCCAGGUGGUCCCCUGUUCGCAGUGCCGCUACCAGUUCGAACUAGCGUCGGGAACCGUGACCGAGGCCGAGUCAGAAGCCAUCAGCUCGGACCAGUCUCUCUUCCAGCGCGCCUUCCGCCUCCUCCGCUUCCGCCGCUCGCCGCCCCCCGCCGCCGUCCACUCCCUCGUGGUGCGCGCGCCCGACGGCGUCGCGCGCACCCACCGCUUCGCCACCGACUCCGUCGAAAUCCCCGCGCAAGUCGGGGACCGCGUAACCGUUUGCUCGGCGUGCCCCUCCUCCGCACGAGGGCCAGGCCUCGGGCCCCUCCGCGGAAACACCCGAACGCCCGGUUGGCAACCCGGCGAACCGAUGGCGCUAACCAACCACGCGACAGGGCGCGUGAACCGGCUUCUUCGCGCCCCCGCCAGGGAAGGGGCGGGGGCGGCGCGGGAUUUGUCGAUGCUGGUGCCGGCGAUUGUGAUUUUGGCGGGGGGGGAUGCGGCGACGGGGCUGAUCAGCCCGGAUUUGCCGGGGUUACUGGCGAUCGGGGUGACUGGGACGGUGGUCGCGGGGGGCUUGGCCAGGAGUUACUUGCUGCCGCGGUUGAACCAGCUCCCCACGCGCGUGGCGGAACGAGUGGCGGUUCGGCAGGAGCUGCUGGCGCAGCACGAGGCGCUGCAGACGCAGCUGGCGGGCCUGGCAGACGCGGCCGCGGCGGAGGUGCGCAUGCUCGCGCGCAUGUGCCAGCUGGCCAACAAAAUGGAGGCCGUUGGGGAGCCGGCCGCGUAUUCUGCGCGCAUCCGCCGCGUGCGGGAAGCCCGUGAGGGGCUGGACCAACGGCUCGCGGCGCGGCUCGAGCUCAUGGACAGCUUUGCCAAGGUAGCGUCCAUGAUCGAGAUCGAAGUGGAGAUGGAUAACGACGUGCUGGCCGCCGAGAGCGCGGGGGCUGCGGCGAACAUUGCGGAGGAGGUCGAGCGGCUGAUGGAGCUCAACUCAUUGCAAUCGCAAUGGCAAAUCCAGGCGGAGGCGAACGAAGAAGUCGAACGCUUGCUCAGAACGGAGUCGGUUCCCGAGUAUUCAUGACUGCAACCUUAUGCAGAAGCAACCAUUGAUUCUGUGUUUGAAAGGAUCCAUGGGUGUUGUUUUGUUUUGCAUGACGAAGUGCUGUAUCACAGGCAAGAGCUGCCAGGCAUCCUAUUUUGAAAGUGGAGGGGUUGCGAACAUCGGUUUUACCCCCGAGGGAGGCUUGCAUUGCCAGCUUCAGAGUAAGCUCGUUUUCAAGAGUCAGGCCAUGUUAGUUAUUCAACUUACCAAGCAUGUGCUCAAAUGAAGCAGACUUUGGAUCUCGACACGCUCCGACGAGCCAUCAUAUUUUUGAUAUCACACUGAUGCAUUGCAG
Messenger RNA from Klebsormidium nitens, 2658 nucleotides. The record is from the annotation of a GenBank genome assembly. Lineage: Eukaryota; Viridiplantae; Streptophyta; Klebsormidiophyceae; Klebsormidiales; Klebsormidiaceae.